Molecule: messenger RNA, 1100 nt
Organism: Spinacia oleracea (spinach)
Lineage: Eukaryota; Viridiplantae; Streptophyta; Magnoliopsida; Caryophyllales; Amaranthaceae
Product: 21 kDa seed protein-like
Exons: 1
Coding region: 60-779 (239 amino acids)
Molecular function (GO): endopeptidase inhibitor activity
Source: RefSeq, a predicted model, not a curated record
ACCAUUUCCAUGCACCAACUCAAAAACCAACAACCCUAAAUAUAAACCAAACAAUAAUAAUGGCUCACCACCUUCUUCUUCCAGCUGCAACCCUCCUCUUAACCCUCCUCUUUCUCUCUCCUCCCACGGCCACGGCCAAGGACUCGGUAGUCCUAGACGUGGACGGGAACCCAGUAGAAGCAGGCUCACAAUACUACGUCCUCACUUCUGGAUGGGGUGGAGCAGGCCGUGGUGGCCUAACCGCUGCAUCACUCGGUGGCCCGUGCCCUUUAUACGUAGGUCAAUAUAGGCUAUGGGUUCAAAAGGGCAGCCCAGUAACAUUCUACCCUUCCAACCCUUCACAAAAACACAUCACACAAAGUUCAGACGUCAACAUUGCUUUCGCCCCAAACCCAAUCUGCAGAAACCAAGGGGUUUGGCAGCUGGGUUACAAUGGCAUUUCAUUCUACAUAACCACAAAUGGAGUUAUUGGAAAGCAAGAAGAUGUCGACACAUUCGCCAAUUGGUUCAAGAUCGAACAAGCAGGAGGGUUACCAGGAGCAUACAAGAUAGUGUAUUGUUUCGCCGUACCAAGUACUGGUCCUGAACCUGUUGUUCCUGAUAGUCGUCGUCGUACUGGUCCUGAACCUGAUACUGAGUAUUGUGAACAGUUGGAUGCUACUGUACCCGUGCCGCCGAUGGGUUUGUCGUUGUUAACUCCGGUACCCAUUGAUAAUCCUCUACCCUUCUUUGGCUUUGUAUUCAAGAAGGUUAACACUACUGCCAAUCAUAGCUACUAGAGAUCCCUUAUGUCCUGAUGCCCUAAAAUUUCCUCUGUUGUAGGGCUACCACCAACAGGUGGUAAGCCCUAUUUUCUUUUCGUUUUAUGUGUUUUUAUUUUAUGUUUAAGUACAAUAAAUCUCCAUUAUUAUGGAGAGUUUCUUUUAUCCAAUUAUUGAGUUUUAUCUACUCAUAUACGGAGUAAUUAAUAAUGGUUCUAUCUCUCUCUCCUUUUGUAUUAUGGGGUAGUUUUCUUUGUUUAGAGCAGUAGUAUGUAUUAUUGUUCGUUUGGUAGCUGGUCAUAAAGGGUGUCAAUGAAGAUGCUUUAAUUUGUAUGUAAA